Malassezia sympodialis ATCC 42132 is the source of this 885-nucleotide messenger RNA. NCBI's taxonomy places the organism in Eukaryota, Fungi, Basidiomycota, Malasseziomycetes, Malasseziales, Malasseziaceae. The record is from the annotation of a RefSeq genome assembly.
CCUCCGCCUCCUCCGCCUUCUUGGGGUGGCGCCAAGCCUAGUGAUGAUGAGUUACUGGCUGAGUAUGGCAGUGGUCCCACUCAGUCGUCGGGCCCAGGCAUGUCGACAGGCUACGCCGCACAGCCAUCCUAUGGUACCAACCAGGCUACAUCGUACCGGGAUCCAUAUUCAGACUCGCAGAUGAGCCAGGCCUAUGAUCCAGAGGAGGAAGAAAUUCAAGCUAUCAAGUUCCAAAUCCGAAAUACAAAACAAGAAAGCCUGAGUAGUACUCGCAAUGCUCUUCGCUUGGCCCGCGAGACAGAGGAGACAGCGACUAACACCAUGGUCAAAUUGGGAGAACAAAGUGGUACUUUGGACAUCGCCAAGGCACACACAUCCCGUGUUGAGGACAAUGCGCGCACAAUCGCUCAGCUUAACCAGUCUAUUUUCCGUCCUAAAUGGAAGCGUAACCAAAAAGCGAAACGUGACGCGGAGGAGGCUCGAGUCCUGCAGCGCCAUAUUGACGAGCGAACGGAACGGGAACUCACACGUGCUGAAAUGCUGUCUUCGCAAAGGCGCGUGGAAGAGUCAGUCUCCAACAUGGGCAUGUUUUCUAAGUUGCGUAACAAGGCCGGCGUUUCCAACACGAACCAAUCUUUUGACCCCAAGGAGCAACGCGCCCGCUACCAGUUUGAGGCGACAGAGAGUGACGACGAAUUGGAAGACGAGCUCGAUGGCAACCUGGAUGAAAUCUCGGCAUUGAGUGCGAGGAUGAAUCUUCUCAGCCGAGCCAUGGGCCAGGAGGUGGACGAGCAGAAUAAGCGCUUGGGUCGUGUCAGCGACAAGACCUCGGCUCUGGACACACGGAUCUAUGCUGGUACCAAACGCUUGGAAAACCUUAAGUAA